CUCAGAGGGAAUGAACGCACGCCUGUCGGACGUACAGAGCCGAGGGCCACCAUGACCUCUACGGUGACCCCCAGAGAUGAGACCCCCACAUCUACAGGAUGAUUGACAGCUGCUCCUCCUGAUCCCCAGGAUGCCUGUGGUGCCGGUGGGCGGGGCAUCCUCCACCAACCAGGUCGUUCCCGUCGCCCUCACCUGCUCCUGGCUGCUCCUGCUCUUCCACGCCGCCUUCGGUCAGAAGCCCGCCAAGCUGCCUCUGAUUCCCCGCAAGCCCUUCAUCGCCGCCUGGAACGCCCCGCUGGACAUGUGCACCAUCAAGUACAACGUCACCACCAACGCCGACCGCCUCUUCCACAUCCACGGGAGCCCGCGGGCCGAUUGGACGGGUCAGAACGUCACCAUCUUCUACGCCAACCGCCUGGGGUACUACCCUCACUACACGCCUCAGGGAGUGGCGGUGCACGGUGGGGUGCCGCAGAACUGCAGCCUGGACCUCCACCUGGUGAAGGCCUACCAGGACAUCAACCACUUCAUCCCCUCGGAGGACUUCCGCGGCCUCGCCGUCAUCGACUGGGAGUUCUGGCGGCCUCAGUGGAGCCGUAACUGGCACAAGAAGGACAUCUACCGGCAGAAGUCCAGAGAGCUGGCCGCCAAGGCAUAUGCAAAUGUGACGGAGGCUCAGGUGGAGGAGCUGGCACGGAGGAGGUUUGAAAAGAGCGCCAAGGCGUUCAUGCAAAGGACUAUCCAGCUGGGGACUCGCCUUCGCCCCAACGGACUCUGGGGUUUCUACCUCUACCCCGAUUGCCACAACUACAACCUGCACGAGCAGAACUACACCGGCUUCUGCCCCCUGCUGGAGAGGCUGAGGAACGACGAGCUGCUGUGGCUGUGGAACAGCAGCACGGCGCUCUUCCCCUCCGUCGCCAUCAGGAAGAGUCACUCCAACAGCAUCAGCAACCUGCACUUCGCCCAGCACCGGAUCCGAGAGUCGCUCCGCGUCGCAGCACUCACCUCCAAGGAGUACGAACUCCCUACAUACGUGUACCUGAGGCUGGGCUACAGGGACGAGGCCAUGGCCUUCCUCACCAUGAGAGACUUGAUCCACACCAUCGGAGAGAGCGCUGCCCUGGGAGCUGCAGGCUUCGUCAUCUGGGGAGACCUGAACCUCACCUCCUCCAGGUUUAACUGCACCAAGGUGAAAACGCUCCUGAGCCACCGCCUGGGACAGUACAUCACCAACGUGACGCGAGCCGCCGAGGUCUGCAGCGACUUCCUGUGCCAGGGGAACGGCCGCUGCGUCCGCCGCAACCCCAUCGCCCGGCACUACCUCCACCUGAGCGCCACCAGCUACCACAUCCACGCCUCCGACGACGGGGACUUCUCGGUCACCGGGUGGCACUCGCAGCACGAGCUGCAGCUGCUCACCAAGAGGUUUCGCUGCCACUGCUACGAGGGCCACGAGGGCGAGCGCUGCGACUCCGUCAACAUCGUGAGGGAGGACGACGAGCCGCGGCGGGAGGAGGAGGAGGACGAGGAGAAGGAGAGGAAGAGGACCGAGUGGGAGGACGAGCAGGGUGAACGGUGGGAGGGAGGGGAGAGCGAGGCGCCGGCGAACACCUGCAGCCUUCUCCUGAUGGUGCUGAUGCUCCUGCUGAACUUAUCGCUAGUAAAGACGGUCGUAUGAUGACACGGAUGUUAGUUUUUAACCUACAGACAAUGUUUGUAUUACUUGAGAUGGAGAAAGACUGGAAUUGAACCCGAGAUGAUACUGAUCAGCCGAUACACCACAACAUGUUGUGACUAUGAGUGAUUCUAAAGAAAGUCUCGUUCCAGACCAACGAAUCAGUGCAAACAUCUCUGCACACGGGUCCUUCAGAACAGUAUCAUUUUGUAUGAUACUGUAUGUAUGUGUUCUCCGUCCGGACCAGAUCUGGUGCUGUACUCAUUAUCCACAGUAUUCCGGUCUGCCUUUACCACAAAAUGUUCAUCAUCGGUUCCCAGAGUUCAAAACGAUUCUUAUAAUUGCUUUUUUACGGUUUUAAUUGGGAUUAAAAUUCAUGCUCAGCAAGGCGCUACAUUUGAAUUUAAGCUGACUGCUAACAUGCUAACGUAAAGCAGGAAGAUACUGUUUACCUAGCCUACCAUUUCUGUUUAGCAUGUUAGCAUGGUAACAUUUGCUAUGUAGCAUUUAGCAGAAAGCUAAGCUGAGGCUCGUUUCAGGUGUUUCGUUAAAAAAGAAAUGUUGGAGGAUAUCCCAUACAUGCAGAGGUGGAAGAAGUACUCAGAUACUGUACUCAGUAAAGUACAAGUACUCAGAGCUUGUACUUGAGUAAAGUAGAAGUACUCAGGUCUUGUACUUGAGUAAAGUAGAAGUACUCAGGUCUUGUACUUCAGUAAAAGUAGAAGUACUCAGAUCUUGUACUUGAGUAAAGUAGAAGUACUCAGGUCUUGUACU
Eleginops maclovinus (Patagonian blennie) is the source of this 2452-nucleotide messenger RNA. It is a transcript of the gene hyal4, whose product is annotated as hyaluronidase 4. Gene Ontology annotation, molecular function: hyalurononglucosaminidase activity. Gene Ontology annotation, biological process: carbohydrate metabolic process; hyaluronan catabolic process. NCBI's taxonomy places the organism in Eukaryota, Metazoa, Chordata, Actinopteri, Perciformes, Eleginopidae. Gene Ontology annotation, cellular component: cytoplasmic vesicle. The record is from RefSeq and is a predicted model, not a curated record.